Messenger RNA from Penicillium salamii, 567 nucleotides. The record is from the annotation of a GenBank genome assembly. Lineage: Eukaryota; Fungi; Ascomycota; Eurotiomycetes; Eurotiales; Aspergillaceae.
AUGCCGCCCUUUCUCCAUGGCAAAGAUCCAGGGAGGGCAUGGCAAUGGCUUGCUCUUUUUUGGGGCACACAGAAAGUACAGGCAUGGCGAGACUUGCUGAUGCGGGACUCUGUGAUAAAUGCCCAUCAGAUCUACAAUCUGCUCACCGUUGCUCUGGAUGUGCGAAACUACCUGGAUUGCGGGCUUGCCGCUCUCCGACCGGUUUCUGUCAACGAGGACGAAACUGAGAUGCGAAUCGCAUUACACUGGCUUCCUCUCCCCAAAGAGUUUGGGGAAAUGACACGAACGGAUCUGGUCCCAUUAACUCAAAACCCGCUGGAAGAGCCGAGAUUCCGACCUACCAUGACGCACGGAAACAAUCAUCCCGUUUACAUUGUUUAUGGGGGUGGAAGGACGUGGGAGGCCGUUCGAUCUGGGCAUAUCUUCACCGUGAAGACAACCAAUGUGGAGGAAAGGCCCUUACCUUCCUUCCAAUUGUUGGAGCUGAUGUGGUUCUUGACUCGCAUCGCAACAAUGGAAGGAAAGAGCCAUCAAGAGAAUGGCUUUCCUCCGUCUCAGUCGUCUUAA